Engraulis encrasicolus (European anchovy) is the source of this 2183-nucleotide messenger RNA. RefSeq names its product heat shock protein family A (Hsp70) member 1B (gene hspa1b). The record is from RefSeq and is a predicted model, not a curated record. The transcript is spliced from 3 exons. Gene Ontology annotation, molecular function: ATP-dependent protein folding chaperone; ubiquitin protein ligase binding; ATP binding. Gene Ontology annotation, cellular component: cytoplasm; nucleus; vesicle. Lineage: Eukaryota; Metazoa; Chordata; Actinopteri; Clupeiformes; Engraulidae. Bases 102 to 2036 code for a protein of 644 amino acids.
GGGGACCCUCACAGUCAUCAAAAGGCAAAGACAUCCAGUGAGAGGUGUUUUACCAACUUCAUACAGAAGAAAAUAAUCUAUUUUGUAGGUGGUCUGCAAACAUGUCAGCCGCUAAAGGAGUAGCAAUUGGAAUCGAUCUUGGAACAACGUACUCAUGUGUAGGGGUGUUCCAGCAUGGCAAAGUGGAGAUCAUUGCCAACGACCAGGGAAACCGGACGACCCCCAGCUAUGUGGCCUUCACAGACACAGAGAGACUCAUUGGGGACGCAGCCAAGAACCAAGUAGCCAUGAACCCUAACAACACUGUGUUCGACGCCAAGCGCCUCAUCGGCAGGAAGUUCGAUGACCAUAUAGUCCAGUCCGACAUGAAACUAUGGCCCUUCAAGGUGGUCAGCGACGGCGGGAAACCCAAAGUCCAAGUGGAGUACAAAGGAGAAACCAAAAGCUUCUACCCUGAGGAGAUCUCCUCCAUGGUCCUGGUCAAGAUGAGGGAGAUCUCCGAGGGCUUCCUGGGUCAGAAGGUCAACAGCGCUGUCAUCACAGUCCCAGCCUACUUCAACGACUCCCAACGCCAGGCAACCAAGGAUGCUGGGGUCAUCGCCGGACUCAACGUUCUCAGAAUCAUCAACGAGCCCACGGCAGCUGCCAUCGCCUACGGCCUGGACAAAGGUUGCCGAGGGGAACGGAAUGUUUUGAUCUUUGACCUCGGUGGCGGAACCUUUGACGUGUCAGUUCUGACGAUCGACGACGGAAUAUUUGAGGUGAAAGCCACAGCUGGGGACACCCACUUGGGCGGAGAGGACUUUGACAACCGCAUGGUCCAGCACUUUGUGGACGAGUUCAAGAGGAAGAACAAGAAGGACAUCAGCAACAACAAGAGGGCCCUGAGGCGGCUUCGCACAGCCUGCGAGAGGGCGAAGAGAACCCUCUCAUCCAGCACACAGGCCAGCAUCGAGAUUGACUCUCUCUUCGAAGGGAUUGACUUCUACACCUCCAUCACCAGGGCCCGUUUCGAGGAGCUGAACUCCGAGCUCUUCAGGGGAACCCUGGAACCUGUGGAAAAAGCUCUCAGAGACUCUAAAAUGGACAAGAGUCAAAUCAACGACAUUGUGCUUGUUGGGGGCUCAACUCGCAUUCCAAAAAUCCAGAAACUCCUGCAGGACUUCUUCAAUGGCAGAGAUCUGAACAAGGGCAUCAACCCAGACGAGGCCGUGGCGUACGGAGCUGCGGUGCAGGCCGCCAUUCUCAUGGGCGACACCUCAGAGAACGUCCAAGACCUGCUGCUGCUGGAUGUGGCCCCACUCUCCCUGGGCAUCGAGACAGCCGGAGGAGUCAUGACGCCCCUGAUCAAACGCAACACCACCAUCCCUUCCAAGCAGACGCAGAUCUUCUCGACGUACGCGGACAACCAGCCUGGCGUGCUGGUCCAGGUGUACGAGGGGGAAAGGGCCAUGACCAAAGACAACAACCUCUUGGGGAAGUUCGACCUCGUCGGCAUCCCCCCAGCUCCUCGCGGGGUACCACAAAUAGAGGUGACCUUUGACAUCGACGCUAACGGCAUCCUGAACGUGUCAGCGGUCGACAAGAGCACCGGCAAGGAGAACAAGAUCACCAUCACCAACGACAAGGGCCGACUGAGCAAAGACGACAUCGACCGGAUGGUCCAGGAGGCCGAGAAAUACAGAGCGGACGACGACCUCCAGCGGGAGAGGGUGACCGCCAAGAACGCCCUGGAGUCGUACGCGUACAACAUGAAGGGUAGUGUGGAGGAUGAGAAGCUGAAGGGCAAGAUCAGCGAGCAGGAGAGGAGCAUGGUCCUGGAGAAGUGCAAAGAAGCCAUCGCCUGGCUGGACAGCAACCAGCUGGCGGAGAAGGAGGAGUUCGAGCACCAGCUGAAGGAACUGGAAAAGGCGUGCAGCCCAGUGGUGGCCAAGCUGUACCAGGGAGGAGGGGCUGCCCCUGGGGGAGGCCAGGGACAGGGACAGGGGCAGGGGCAAGGCGGAUCCCAAGGACCCACCAUCGAGGAAGUCGAUUAAGCUGAACUAAGCUAUAGGACUGUUAAGAGGGAAGAGGCACGCACAGAAGAAGAGAAGCAUUAGCCCACUUAAACAUGGACCCUAUAUUAAGUUUGGGACUGUAAAGAAGAAAUGUGCUCGCUCUCUCUCUCACUCACUCACUCACAC